This is a messenger RNA of Durusdinium trenchii, 3116 nucleotides long. The record is from the annotation of a GenBank genome assembly. Lineage: Eukaryota; Dinophyceae; Suessiales; Symbiodiniaceae.
UCGAAGGGCCACAGGAUGCCACAAGGGUUUGAGACCGUUUCAGUCCAGAUAGCACUACAUAGCUGAUGGCCCAGUGUCCUUGAGGGUGUGACAUCUCCAAAGCGGCCAUGACCGGGCUCAUCCGGGCUCAAGCCGGAAGCCAUCGCUCCGGGCGAUGAUUCCGAGCUGGGCAGCGAGCGCGGCCGGCUAUGGGACGAGUCCCAAAAUCUCGGUGGAGUUGACCAACAACGAGGGUGAUCCGCCAGCGAAGCAGCCGCCCAACUUCCGAGCAGCACUCCCCUUGUUUGAUUAUCAGCUCCGGAGCUUGGGGUGGAUGUUGGCAAGGGAGAAAGCUGGAGGAAUUCGAGGAGGGAUUUUGGCCGAUGGCAUUGGAUAUGGAAAAACCACUAUCACCUUGGCCUUGAUGGACCACUUGCGAUGCGCGGACCUGGUCGAUCUGCCAAAGCCUCCUAGACAGCUGCUACCUUCACGGGCGACCUUAAUCAUGAUGCCGCCAAACCUUUGGCAACAAUGGCAGGACGAGAUCCAGAAGUUCCUCCCACCCAAGGCCUUCCACGUGCUGGCGGCCGCCGACGGCGGCCAGCUGCGCCGGAUCCCGGUGCAACAGCUGCAGACCGCCGACGUGGUCAUCGUGCCAUAUCCCAUUUUCCGUGGUAGAUCUUAUGCAGCUCUGAAGUGGAGGUUAAAGCACUUCCACUGGCACCGCAUCAUCGCUGACGAAUUUCAUGAGCUCAUUGGCGCAGCCGUGGAUGGGCAGCACCCCUUCAACGAGGCCAAACAUCAGCUGACAGAGUUGGAGGCUACCACUCGUUGGGGCCUCACCAGCACUCCACCCUUCAGAACCAUUGCGGAAGUGGCAGUCACUGCCAGCUUCUUCCAGCAGAAGAUCCAACGAUGCGAGGAGGCCUGCUGGAGAUUUAUUGAGGAGAUGGUUCGACAGAACAAGAACACCAUGGAGCUUCCUGAUGUGGUGCAGCACAAAGUAGAGGUCCUACAGUCCAGACAUGAGAGAGCGUUGUAUUUGCAGCAGGAAAGGGACAGUAACGCUCCCAGCAUCUUGUGGGACUGUGCUUCUUUGCACUUCGAUCAAUCUACGUCCCCGAAGCGUCAACUCAAGUCAGCCGAACAGCUAUGUUUGGAGAUGCUCCGGAAAGAUCGGGAGGAGACCCACCACCUGGACGAGAAGCUUUUUCAGCAUUGCUUGGCCAUCGAGGCCAAGUGCCGCCUCUACCGCCAACUCGUGGAGUGUUUGGUGAUGGCUGCGCAUGACGCGCCACACCGAGAGGACCCGCAGGCACAGAGAAGGCUCUUUCGACAGCUGGGCCCAGGCCAUCACAGCCUCCACGAUUUGAGCUUCUUGGAGCGUGUCAACGCCCGCGGCGACACCAUGUCCGUCUCAGCUGGGAGUGAUGCGCAGCGUGCGGCGCUGGCCACGUGGGUGAAGUGCAUUGAUGAGGCGGCAAAGGAGAAAAAGAUAAGUUUGCCUCCCAAAGGCAGUGGAGACUUGCAGAAAGAUAUCGAGACCGAAUAUUCAGAAGAACUGAAGUGUCUUAAAUUGCUUGAGUCGCAUUUGACACGGGCGCUUUUAUUCGAGAGGUCCUUGGAAGAUGUGGCCGAGUCCUUUGCGUGUCCAAUUUGCUUUGACGAUGUUCCGGUCAAGGAGUGCGGCAUUGCCCCCUGUGCGCAUAAGGCAUGCAUGAACUGUUGGAAUGCCUGCCUGAACCAAGACUGGAGAUGUCCAAUGUGCCGGAGCGAGGUUUUAAAGUCUCGGGUGGUGUCGGUGGAGGUGCCCAAAGCCUUCUUGCAGAACAUGCCGGACACCCGAAGUGUAGUUCAAAAGCUGGGACAACACCACAAUCGAAUAGCAGCCUCAAAGUACAGUAUCUACGGUUCGAAGCUCCAAUGUGUAGUGGAGACGAUCCUGGGAAUUUGGGACUGCGAGCCGGAUGCAAAGAUCUUAGUCUUUUGCCAGUCCGAGGAGCUGCGUUGGCGUGCCGACGACGCCUUCGUGUCCCUGGGCCUCGAGCACGUCACCCUGAAGGGCGACGCCCUGCAACGGGCCACUGCUAUCCGCCGCUUCAGUGACAAGGUGAAUGUGAUGUUACUCUCAAUGGAGAUCUCCCCCAGUGGGCUGAACCUCACCGUGGCACAUCAUGUGAUUUUAGCCCAGCCCACCUGUCGGAUGGCCGAUCAACCCGAAGAAAGUGUGGACUUCGAGGCUCGUGGUGCGCUGAGGUUUCGAAAGGCGGAGUCCGGGCGGAGCGGCGGAGCAGCGGAGCGGCUGGGAAUCAUACUCCGUGGACAGUGGUAACAUGGGCCCGUGGAGUCGGCAUGCGUUCCUUUUGAAAUAUCAGAACUGGACAUGCUGAUAGGAUUUGAGCCCACGGGGUCCAAUAUGGUCCAAUGAACUCACAAUGUCCCAAAUUGGCUGCCAAUUGGCUGCAGACUUUGGACCCUGAAGAUUUGGGCCGGGCCUCGAGGAAAGAUGGAUGGCUUUCAGCACGCCAUGUUCAGGUUCUGUGUUUGUUUAUGUCAGGGUAUGUCAGUUUGGCGGGUUUUCUUGCAGUGUGCAUCAGCGUACUUUGCCCUUUGAUUUGUCAAUACAUGAGUCCUUUGAAGUUGCCAGGAACAAGCGAUCGGAAGAUGUUGGCGCCAGGGUCAGCGAUCCAUCGUGCACGUGUGGCGCCUUUGCAUGCUCGGCACCGUCGAGGAGGAAAUGGUGCACCAACAUAUGGCCUUGUGGACAGACAGACAAAUUCGAUCUGGAAAAAGGCCACAAGCAGUGAAUCAUUCUGCACAAUAGAUGAAAUCUUCUUUCAGAUGUGAUUUGCCUAAUAGGAUACCACAUCCUGGGGCCUCUCGAAGGUCUUGGAAGAUGUCUUUUAAGUGUAGAAGUUCUUUACCGAAUUGGCCGCCGGCAAGUUGCAAAAAUGAGGAGUGUCCACAUCCCUGGAUUGUGGUUGAAUUUCAUUAGGUGGGGGUCAGGGUUUCUUUGUGUAGACUCCUCUGAAAGUAAAAGAGAGGGAUUCCUGAUAGAGGUGAGCCAGACAAUCCCUAAUGCCUGGAGAACGGUGACUACCCCUGCAUCCCUAUACCUUUGAUCUCUGAGAUUUCUG